AUGGCCCCUCAGACAGAGAAAACCACUCCUUCAGAUGAAACAGGCUCCUUUAAUGGCGUCAAGGAACGCGAAUACUCAGAGUCUCCAUCAUAUCCUGAAAAGCCUCACGAAAGUGUAGUCGCUCCCUCUCCCAAUAAUGAUGGCGGAAACGACUCAUCCGACACUGAAACUCACUCCGAAGAUGAGUUUGACUGGGACGAGGAGGACUCUCUGCAUCCAAAAACAUCGCACGAUCAUCACAGAAAGGCGCGUCGCGGCCGCGCCAUUUGGCUCGCGUUUAUGAAGCUCGCUCGUCCAAUCCGUGUCAUACUCUUUGGCGUUUUGGGUACCGCCAUCCUCAUUGCCCCUUUGCUCGUCGUUGAACUUCGCUUCAAGAACGAAGGCAACGUUCAACCCCAGGUCCAUGCUUGGUCUCUCUGGCUCUCCAUUACUUUCGCUGCUUCUUGUAUAACCUAUCUUGUUGUCGACGCUAUCCCCCGUAUCGUAAUAUUUGUAGUUGUACUCUUUGGAGGGCAAGUGGAGCGCCUCAAGACGCAGUUGGAGCUUACCCUCGCGGUUUCAGGCUGGCUCAAACUGGCUCUGGAUAUUGCUUGGGCAUGGAUAGCCCUUUCUGCUAUAAGGGCCUUUUAUCAGCCUGCGGGUUCAUACUGGGUGAUCAUCAAUCGCGUGAUGCAGGCUCUCUUUGCGGCCGGGAUCAUCUUGUUUGUCGAGAAACUCUUCCUUCGCUUUGUCGCUAUCCAAUUCCACCAAAAGGCCCUCGCAGAUCGACUCGCUGAGAAUCGUCUUGGAUUAAAAGCCCUUGACCGCCUUUCUAAUGCCCAGCCUAUGGCUAACAAGCGCAACCCCUACAUGAAGAAGGGUCACAAGAGCACUCAGAGCACACAUGGCACUUCGCUCAAUAUCAAUGAUCUGCAGGCUGUUGCGGCUGGGAACGAGAAAGAGAUGUAUGCUCCCAAGGCGAAGGACUCUCACGCCGAAAGGAGGCGACAGCGUAAAAAGGCUAUGGCUGCCAUUAUUGUUGAUCAAGUUGGCGGUGCCAUCGGUCAGGUUGCCCUGAAGAACUCGAGGUUCAACCGGGGAACUGAGCUUGGUAGCUUGAGCUCAGCCCGUAAGCUUGCAAGGAAGCUGUUCAGUGCGCUGAGUGACAGGCAGCACCUCGGAUUUCUCUCUGAAGAUUUUUACCCGUACUUCAAAUCAACAAGCGAGGCUCAUGCCGCGUUUGCCGUUUUUGAUAAAGAUGGCAAUGGCGAUAUCUCAAGGAAGGAAAUGCGUGAAGCGGUACAGAGAAUUUAUCGCGAGCGCAAGGCUCUGACUGCGAGCUUGAAGGAUGUCGGAUCAGUCGUUGCGAAGCUUGACGCUGUUUUGGUCGUGCUAGCACUCCUGUUCAUCUUGUUUGCUUGUCUUUUGAUCUUUAACCGCAGUGACACGAUCUCGUCCCUCGUGCCACUUGCAACCCUUAUACUCGGGUUUUCGUUCAUCUUCGGACAUUCCGCUCAGCUGUUGUUCGAAUCGCUUGUUUUCAUCUUCUCCACGCACGUGUUCGAUGUUGGUGACUUGGUGCAAAUUGAUGAUCAGUUCCUGUACGUCAAGGAAUUCGGGCUUUUCUCCACGACGUUUCGAAGGGUUGACGGCCAAGAAAUUAUUGCUCCAAAUGCCCUGUUAUCGAGCACUAAGCUUGUUCACAACAUGCGUCGCAGCAAUUCGAUGUGGGAGUCCAUGACCCUUACAAUUUCGUACUCCACUCCGUUGGAAGUCAUUGAGCAACUCAAGGUCCGCGUCCAGACGUACAUUAACGCGAAUGCCCGUGAAUGGUCGGGAUGUGGUAUCAUCAUAGACAAGAUGGAGUUCCAGAAUUCGGUCACUGUUAAUGUCUGCGUUGAGCGUAUGUGUUUGCCUCGUCAGUCUUCCACGCUACUGAUCUGA
Messenger RNA from Coniophora puteana RWD-64-598 SS2, 1923 nucleotides. RefSeq lists its product as uncharacterized. Gene Ontology annotation, cellular component: membrane. The transcript has 9 exons. Gene Ontology annotation, biological process: calcium ion transmembrane transport; intracellular calcium ion homeostasis. Gene Ontology annotation, molecular function: calcium channel activity; calcium ion binding. The record is from RefSeq and is a predicted model, not a curated record. NCBI's taxonomy places the organism in Eukaryota, Fungi, Basidiomycota, Agaricomycetes, Boletales, Coniophoraceae. Bases 1 to 1923 code for a protein of 640 amino acids.